GUUUCCCGUUAACGUCCGGUGAAAAAGGAUAUAUUUUUGUAGUCAACCUCGGAGUUAGACCUUAGCACCAAGCUUUGUUCAAAAUGAGUAAGCAAAGGUUAUUACACCGCCAGUCGUUUUCUGGAUCGCCUAAGGUUGAAGGAUAUUUAAGUAAACGUGGUAGAUUGAACUUGCGAUGUGCUUGGAAGAGGUAUUGGUUUGUUCUUGAAGGAAGACAGUUUAUGUAUUACAAGUCGAAAGCAACUUAUGAGUGUUUGGGAGUUUGUAAAGGUAUGAUCGACUUUUCCCAGAUCCAGUCUAUUCGUACGAUUAAAAGUGCAUUCAGUUUUGCAUUUGAUGUGAUCACCAGAAGAAAAGUAAUCCAUCUGGUAAGUUUGUAUAGUUUGGUAUAAGCUGAGCUUCAAUGAGUGUAAAAAGAAUAGACAAUUUGUUAGUCAUGGAGUUAAACUUUGUUUAAAUUAACAUUGUUACAAUCACUUUUAACAGUUUUAUUGAAUUAAUCCUGUGGCUUGAUAAUACUGUUACACUAAUACCUUUUUCUGUAACCUUGAUAGUAAUAU
Messenger RNA from Limulus polyphemus (Atlantic horseshoe crab), 560 nucleotides. Its product is annotated as PH domain-containing protein DDB_G0274775-like. The transcript is spliced from 3 exons. The coding region runs from base 84 to 392 and encodes 102 amino acids. NCBI's taxonomy places the organism in Eukaryota, Metazoa, Arthropoda, Merostomata, Xiphosura, Limulidae. The record is from RefSeq and is a predicted model, not a curated record.